AGAGGCUACUUUAGUCCCCCAACAUAAGCACAUUCACAGAUGUCUCUGCACGCGUAGAGCUGUCUCACCCGUCACGACAGAGCAGCCUGCUUCUGUGUGAACCAACGAGCCGCGGACAGAGAGAAAAACAGAGAGGGGGCAGAGAGAUACAAAGAGAGGUAGAGAGGGGAGGGAGGGAUAGCAAGAGAAAGAGGAGGUGAAGAGAGCCACGGAGCAAAACACAUACAUCGCUUGCCACUCUGACGUCUCCCCUCAUGCGUCUGUUUCAGCGUGUGUGAGCGCAAGAAGAGCAGAGAGGGACGGGAGGAAAAUAAAUCCUGGGAGCUUGUGUCCUCUCUUUGCUUUAUAUCCCCCUCUUCCUUUUUUUCUUUUUUUCUUUUUUUUUAUCUCCAUCAUCCAAGGCAUGUCAGCUGGCACGGCAGAAUAAAAGAAGGGGAUGCUUUGAAUGCUGCCUCUCUUUCGACAAGGGACAAGGAAGAGGAAGGGGGGACAACACACAGCAGGGACAAAAACAGGAUUUCUAGAAUGAAUGGGAGUCCUUCUGCCGCAUGCGCUGGGAAUAGCAGUCUCACACUGAAGUCUCUGAAUGAGGGACCGGCCCUGAGGACGUGAGACUGUAUGGGAGAGUUUGGAUUGUCACCAGUGACACCGCUUCCUCUGCGUUUGACCACCUUCAGCCGCACACGUCUCUGCUCUCCAGACGGCACCAAUUAAGGCAGGCUUGAGACGAAGGAGUUGUGACAGCAUCCGACGACACCGACACGCAAAGAGGAAAGGAGUACACUGGAGGAGCGGCCUGCGCUUGCUGCAGACGAGCAGAGAGCUGCUUGUCUGGCCUUGGAGUUGCCUGUCUGCGUGAGUAGACACGGCAGAGGAAGAGGCAAAGGAAAUGGUCGGCUGACGUGACAUGGAAGAUGUCACCGCUACGUAGCUCGUCCAGUAUGCAGUGUGGACUUCCCAGCUGCGCAUCACCAGUGAUGCCAUGAUCCAGUUAUAACUGUGGGUAAUGCCGAGCCAAAUAACCAAUCCUGGAGAUGCCGAAGAGAAGAGAUAUUCUUGCCAUCGUGUUGAUCGUGUUACCCUGGACUCUGCUCAUCACUGUUUGGCACCAAAGCGCUAUAGCUCCACUCCUCGCCAUCCGCAAGGCCUGUCACCACCUAGUAAAAGAGAUCUUUAUCAUUCCAGAGAGGCUUGCAGUCCGCCAUCACCGGCUCUCAGAUGAUGGUGUCGAGGGCAAGAGGGAGACAGGUGGCCAGGCGCAGGACUCCAAGGAAUACUGUGCCUCAGAUAAGGACAUUGUGGAGGUGGUGAGGACAGAGUACGUGUAUACAAGGCCUCCACCCUGGUCCGAUGUGCUGCCUACCAUCCACAUCAUCACCCCCACAUAUAGUCGACCAGUGCAGAAAGCGGAGCUGACACGGCUGGCAAACACCUUCCUCCAUGUUCCCAACCUGCACUGGAUCCUAGUGGAGGACUCCCAAAGGAGAACGCCUCUUGUUACGCGGCUCCUUCGAGAAACUGGGCUUAACUAUACCCACCUCAAUGUAGAGACGCCCAGGAACUAUAAGCUGCGGGGUGACACUCGGGAUCCCAGAAUCCCCAGGGGGACCAUGCAGAGGAAUCUGGCCCUGCGGUGGCUGAGGGAGACCUUCAACGCCAACAGCAGUCAAGCUGGAAUCGUCUACUUUGCUGAUGAUGACAACACAUACAGCCUGGAGCUGUUUGAGGAGAUGAGAUCGACUAGGAAAGUUUCAGUGUGGCCUGUGGCCUUUGUGGGCGGCUUGCGGUACGAGUCCCCCAAGGUCAAUGCAGCUGGAAAGGUCUACGGUUGGAAGACGGUGUUCGACCCCCAUCGGCCCUUUGCCAUCGACAUGGCUGGCUUUGCCAUCAACCUGAGACUCAUCCUCUUCAAGCCACAGGCGUAUUUUAAGCUUCGUGGGGUGAAGGGAGGCUACCAGGAGAGUAGUUUGCUCCGGGAACUUGUCACACUCAAUGACCUGGAGCCCAAAGCAGCCAAUUGCACUAAGAUACUUGUUUGGCACACGAGAACGGAGAAGCCUGUCCUUGUGAACGAGGGGAAAAAAGGAUUCACAGACCCCAAUGUGGAGAUUUGACUGUUUUCCCUCAGGUCCCCGGUGGUUAGCCUUGGACCUGCGGAAGCGGAAAUCGCCCAAGUCUCUUGAUAAGUGCAACCAGUGCUCUUGUCUUAAUCGUCAGAAAAAAAAAGGAAGCAGGGGCCUUUGAAGGAGGAUUUAAUCCUCUCGACUGAAUCUGACAUUUUUCAGAUAUGGACUACAACAGUACAAAUGUAUCAUAUUAAAGCACAGAUUAGUAAAAGUUGGCAUUUUUUUGUCAGGACUGAAGUGCAGAGGAGACGACAUAAAGGACGGUGCGGACAGUCAGGACACUGCACCUUAGGCUGAGGACAAUGUAACAAAAGAGACAGCACAACACGAAAGGCAUACAGCCAGCGAAUUCAACCAAACAUGCAGGUUAAAGAAUAUCCUUCACCUCAAAAAAAGGAAAAAAAACAUGGAGGAAAUGAAACACAUUUUGUCUGGACAUGUCUGCACAUGGUACAGGAGAGAAAUUCCUCUUGCUUUUAAGGACAUGGCCUACAUCAUCAGCCUGGAUAAAAACUCGACUCCAAGGACAAAUAUGUCUCAUGUGGAUUUUCCUUUGAGCAAACACAAACAUAGCAAGGGAAGGAAUGUUCUUUUGAUAACUAUGAAAUGUUUGCUUUAAUUUAAUUUAAUUGGUUUGGGUGUUUUGCAAGCUCUUGACUUACUUGCUAGUUCAAUACUACUGACUCUUACCUACAUUUACUCUUGAGUUAUCAUUGUUCAUUUUAUAGCAUCAUUAUAAGUCAUGUAUUUAAGCCACCUGUAAACUUGGAGAGAGACUGCUGUUUGAGAUGUUCCCCUUAUCGUGCUCGAGAGCUGAAACGUACAUGUACAACAACAAAAUCCUAACACUCUUCUUAGCACUUAAAAAAAAUACACAAACGAUGUUCCUUUGUGGCAACAUGUGUAAAUAGUAAUCCAACAUGAGAACAAUCAGAGGAUUAAUGACAAAUUUUGACAAAAGCAUUGUAAUUACUGUAUUUAUAUGUGGAAAAAAAAGUCUCUUCUCUCCCCGCUCCCAGUGAAUUCCUCAGUGACACACGACAAGGCACAGGUUCAUGCUAGGUUCAACACGUGGGAAGAGUAAUAGCACACCACCACUUUCAAUUGGUAAUAGAAACUCCAGUUUGUGACACAUUCAUAAGGCAUAGCCAAGAACAUCAAGUCAGCUACACGAAAGGCUCACGAACGCUGACCUAAUCCUCAUGUUAGCUUUCGCAUUCAGUGUCAUUUCUGAGGUUGUGGGGAAACAGUGUGUCAUCUUAGUGAGUUAAUUAUUUCUAUGCACGCUCAUAUACAUGUAUGUACACGAGCCACAGGUUAACAAGGGUCCGCUGUUAGUAAAAAAAAAAAAAUAUAUGAGUCGAGAAUAUGGUUUCACUAGGCUUGACAGUCCCUCUCCUCUCUGAAAAAUACACUUUAGAUAAAAAAAAUUAGAUGCUCAGGCUACAUCUGCUGACUUUUAGUACAACUCACCUCCCAACAGCUGGUGUAAAUUAUGAAUAAUAGAUUAAAAUAAUUUAUGCAUGGCCCCAAAAUAUUUUUAUUUAUUUAUUUAUUGUUUUUAACAAAAACUUCCACUUAUGAAAUAAAACAGUACAUGCUACUCGGAAGUGACAGCAGACUAGAGAAAAGCACAACAAUAGUGAAAGUCUUAUUUUCGCUGAUGACUUGGAAGCAAUGUCGCCAUCUUCAGUAUUGUGGACUGAUGUCGGUAUCUCCUGGUUUCUUUUUGUAUUAGCAUCCAUCUGUUGUACAUUAACUGGAUCAGAGAAGGGAGUCACUGAAGCUCUAACGAUAGACAUCAGCUGUGACGCUGUACGCCUGAACACUGUAACAAAGUUAUUCUACACCUCAUAUAAUAGAAUCUCUCCUCUACUUGAUAAAUCAUCCGUCUAGUGCAAUACACAGUGGUGGCUCUUAUCUAACAUUGCCCGGCGGAAGUAGCUGGAGAUAAUUCAAACACUGAGCCUCUGUACUGGUGCCAGAUUAUCUCAGUGUACCCCUACCUCCCCACCUCCCCACCCCUCCAAAACACACAACACAAACUACACUGCUGCAGUAUGAAAACUUACAAAGACGUUACGGCCUCUUGGGCUCAUCAGCCGGAGAAACCGUGUUAUUACAUAUUUCACUUGGAAUACGAUAAGAAACACAUUCAGACAAUGGCUGUGUUGUAUCUCGCAUCAAACUGGGUGUUUUCGUUGACUGCAUGAUAUUAAACUGCACAGGGUUCGGCCAUGGAGAUCACAGACUGUCUUUGGAUUUGUUCUAUUCUUCAACUUGCCUCCCAUUAUUUAUUAAAGAUCAAAUUUAAUAUAUUUAUGUAUUUAUUUCAAGUGUGGAUGUGCAAUUAAAUCAUAGCAGUGUUCGCCCUUAAAUCUGUAUUUUCCAGCUGCUCUCUAAAACAGCAUGUGCAUAUACGUUAUACUGUAGACAGGGAUUAUCAUGUAGAUCAGUCAUAGGUUAGCGAUACCAACAAGCAGACACACACACACACACCAUCUACUUUACAGCACUGCUGUGGAUUUAAGUUCUUCUUGAAUGGUUAUUAUCAGAUGUUAAUCUAAAUGAGUGAUGAAUCCACCUAAAGUAUUUUUUACACUGAAACAAAUUUAGAGUUGUAGUCUGAAAUGGAAAAACGGCAGCGUGUAAACAACUUAAAUUGAACACUUUCCUUUCAAAAAAAAGCUGCAUAACUUGUUUUCGUUUUGUGCAAACAAGUUUUCCUGGAUGUUGCAGUAUAUCAUUUACUUGUCGAGUGGACCUAAAAUCCAGCUUUUCUUCUAAUCCUAAGUGUUGCUCUGGUAAAGAUGCAGGCAAACAAACGUCAUGUGGCGUACAGAUCAAUAUGUGGUUGGAUUGGUUAAAUAAUAUUCUGUUACUCCCUAUGGUAUGUCCUGAAGCAGCAGAUCAAUCCAAAGGGCUUCACCUUGAAAGUGAUGUUAUCACAACGUUGUCUGACAUCUGAUUUGAAAUGUCUCUGUUUCCAACAGAUGACGCAUCGUGCAAUAUCUAAUACUCUAAGAAUUAGUCUACUACAUAUGCAUCAACUUUAGCAGUACAGGUUAUCCAGUAUUUAAUGUCAGUGAGCGUUACCCUCUGAGGGCUUCUCUAAGGCACAAUACACUUUACACACAAAUCCUCUCUUUUCCUCAUCCCCACUGUCAUCUUUCACAGCCUCAUGUGAUUCACAUUUUAUGCAUGUGACUCUUAAGGUUGUUUAUUUGCCACAGCAGUUCUGUCUCAGAGAAAGAUGUAUUAGUUGAAUCAAGAGAAAUAAUAAACAACUGAGAAGAA
Seriola aureovittata is the source of this 5423-nucleotide messenger RNA. RefSeq names its product beta-1,3-glucuronyltransferase 1 (glucuronosyltransferase P) a (gene b3gat1a). The record is from RefSeq and is a predicted model, not a curated record. The transcript is spliced from 9 exons. Lineage: Eukaryota; Metazoa; Chordata; Actinopteri; Carangiformes; Carangidae. Gene Ontology annotation, biological process: chondroitin sulfate proteoglycan biosynthetic process; carbohydrate metabolic process. Gene Ontology annotation, molecular function: galactosylgalactosylxylosylprotein 3-beta-glucuronosyltransferase activity. Gene Ontology annotation, cellular component: Golgi membrane. Bases 1035 to 2114 code for a protein of 359 amino acids.